GGAAAGAUGAGUUAAAUAAACUUGAUAAGAAGAUGGAUGAAAAUCUAUUUCUCUCUGACAGUGAGGGUCAAAUGCUUUUAAAUUUUGAUACCAAAAUUUCUGAAGUUGCUUAUGAAAUUCAUUACUUAAAACAGAUAAAAAAAGAGAAUUUGCUUCCAGAUAAAGUACAAAAAUAUGAUAAAAAUUUCAAAAGUCUUCUCUUGGCCCAGUCUUUACUUGCUUGUAGUAUUCGAUGGUAUAAUGAUUUAAAUCAAAAUUUGGUUGAAUAUGAAAGAAAGUUAGUAUUCAAACAAUGGAAUGAAAUAGAAUCGCUUUUAAAACAAGGUCAAUCAAAGACUUGGAAUUCAGAUGAUUUAUUGGAUUAUUCUGAAGAGUUACAUGACUUGAUAAAAUCUGUCCAUGAAAUUGUGGUUAGAACUAAAGAAAAUGUCACUGAAGUUGAAAAAUUAAUCAAGACAUGGAGUCAAAUACCCAUUUAUGUCCGAGAAACACCUAGUUCAUUUAUGACUUUUAUAAAUUUAAAGACACCUGAAUAUGAGAAACAAAUUGAAAAUAUUAUAGUUACAGCUCAAAGAAUGAAGCAAGUUUUACAGGAAAAUUUAGAACUCUUUAAAAGCAAUCCCAAUUCUGGUGAAUGGAAAAGCUACACUUCAUAUUUAGAGACAAUGAUAGAGGAAGGUUUAACUGACACUAUAAGAUGCAGCUUGCAGUAUAUUUUGAAAAAUACUGAUCCACAAAAUAAAAAAAUAGAUCCAUUUUACAAAGUUUCUAUGCAUCUGGAAGAGGAUAUUGUGUUUAAACCAUCUUUGAAAUAUCAAAAAGAAGGAAGUCUCUUCAAUAUUUUUGAAUCAGUUUUAGAACAAAUAUAUUCUCUUUCAAAUGCAAUAAAAUGUUUGAGUAAAACUGAUUCUACCUAUUAUGAUUUCAUUAGCCAAAAUGAAGAAUUGGCUUCUUUAAAAUCAUCUAUAAUGAAAAAUAUAUCAUCAGGAGCUAAUAAAGCAUUGAUAGAAUAUUAG
Argiope bruennichi is the source of this 1016-nucleotide messenger RNA. RefSeq names its product dynein beta chain, ciliary-like. Bases 33 to 1016 code for a protein of 327 amino acids. The record is from RefSeq and is a predicted model, not a curated record. NCBI's taxonomy places the organism in Eukaryota, Metazoa, Arthropoda, Arachnida, Araneae, Araneidae. The transcript is spliced from 7 exons.